AUGUUUUCGCGGACCAGAAGUUUUUUGCCAUCGAGGUUCUUUGUCCUGUCACCAAAGCUGUUUCCACAACUUUUUACAUUUUCUUCCAAGCAUUCUGGAGGUCUAUACAAAGUAUUAGAUUUGCCAUCAGAUGCUACCAAUAGGGAAAUCAAAGAUGCCUUCUAUAAGCUCUCUAAAUUCUUCCAUCCCGAUAUUUCAAAAGAUUCAUCUACCAGAGCAAAGUUUGAAGAAAUAAAGCAGGCUUAUGAAAUUCUUGGGAAUCCUACCAUGCGACAAAAAUACGACCGAGGAUUAGUUAGCCCAGCAAAGGGUUUUGUGUCUGACAGAGCCACAGAGGCCGAUAAAGUAGAUCUGGAGAGUGUCAUAGAUGCUUCAGAAAAAUCUUUUGCCACUGCCUAUGCGGAUCGUUAUAAC
Messenger RNA from Protopolystoma xenopodis, 414 nucleotides. The record is from the annotation of a GenBank genome assembly. Lineage: Eukaryota; Metazoa; Platyhelminthes; Monogenea; Polystomatidea; Polystomatidae.